AUGCUUUAUUAUGAUUAUGAGAUCUAUACACAGAUCUCAGACUCAGUGCUCAGUGCUCAGUGCUUCAGUUCUAUUGGUGACUCUUUAGUUCAGGAGGUGUUCGGUGCUGUAAGCGACUCUGUUACAUUUUCUUUACAUGUUCCUGAUUCUGGGACUAUAAUUUAUAAAGGUGAAACAGUUGGACUGGUGUUGAAUAGUCAAAGUGAGAUAAACGGUGAGAAGUUUGUGAAUCGUCUUCGUUGCCACAAUCAGAGUGGGUUCUUCACUCUCUCAGACCUGAGACCAGAUGAUUCAGGACUUUACACAGUUGAGAGCACUAAAGUCCAAAAGGGAAAACAGGAGUAUCAUCUGGACAUGUACAAGAGAGUUUCAGCUCCCCAGGUGAUAAACACAACCAACAGUUCUUCAGAGUUCUGUUUAUUACUGUGUUCUGUAAGGAACGUCAGAGGUCUGACGCUCGUCUGGUCUGAAGGCCACGGUUUAUUAUACCAAACUAUCAGCAUCUCCACAUCCAACACCACACUGAGUCUUUAUCUAGAAGUAAUCUUCAGCUGUGUGGCUUCCAACCCAGUCAGUAAUGAGACGACUACAAUAGACGUCACAAAAGUCUGCCCUCUGGACAAAGGUUUGGAGGCUCGAGUGUGGAGUGUGAUGUUCAUUACAGUCGUGUAUGUUGUGAUCUCUAAUGUGUGGUCACUAAUGAUUAUAGUGAUUGUGGCGUUUCUGAGGAAAAGGAAAGAAAGUGAAUCCAGCUGGUGUGCAGAAGACAGCUACUUGGAGUACCCCUGCUCAGUCACACCAUCCUGUACCAUCCACACCAUCACUCAUCUGGAACCUUCUACACUUGUGAUCUUGGAGUCCUGGCCAGGGUUUGAACCAGCAACCUCUCAAUGA
Tachysurus vachellii is the source of this 894-nucleotide messenger RNA. RefSeq lists its product as uncharacterized. Lineage: Eukaryota; Metazoa; Chordata; Actinopteri; Siluriformes; Bagridae. The record is from RefSeq and is a predicted model, not a curated record. The transcript has 4 exons. The coding region runs from base 1 to 894 and encodes 297 amino acids.